Molecule: messenger RNA, 890 nt
Organism: Cygnus atratus (black swan)
Lineage: Eukaryota; Metazoa; Chordata; Aves; Anseriformes; Anatidae
Gene: MRPS17
Product: mitochondrial ribosomal protein S17
Exons: 3
Coding region: 75-488 (137 amino acids)
Biological process (GO): mitochondrial translation
Cellular component (GO): mitochondrial small ribosomal subunit; ribosome
Molecular function (GO): structural constituent of ribosome
Source: RefSeq, a predicted model, not a curated record
GCUCUUCCGGCCGCGGCCCCGCCCCUUCCGCAUCCCUUCCCUUAAGGCCGGCACUGGAUGACGGUAACCAAACAAUGUCUGUACCACGUGGAGCUGUCCAUGCAAAAUGGAUAGUAGGAAAAGUCAUAGGAACCAAAAUGCAGAAGACCGCCAAAGUGAGAGUGACAAGGCUUGUGCUAGAUCCUUACCUACUAAAGUUCUUUAACAAGCGAAAAACCUAUUUUGCUCAUGACCCAUUGCAGCAGUGUGUUGUUGGAGACAUUGUUCUUCUAAAAGCUUUGCCUGAGCGGAGGAGCAAACACGUGAAACACGAACUGGCUGAAAUUGUUUUCAAGGUUGGAAAUGUCAUAGAUCCGAUAACAGGAAAGCCCUGUGCAGGAACCAGAUUCCUUGAAAAUCUGUCAGAUUCAGAAAAUCUGACAGAGGCAGAUACAAACUAUCUAAGUGAAAAACUCCAGGAACUUAAAGUUUGUUCAUCAGACAAAUAGCAGAGAGAAUAUUUAAACGGGUCUUUUCAGCUCAUCUCUGUCAGGGAUGUUUGGGGCCCUACUGCUUUAUGUUAAUUGUUUCAGUGAAAUUUGUAGUCAAAAUAAAUAGUAAACAUAGUUGCUUCUAGUAACAUGUUACAGAUUAAAAAUUUGAGGUGCCUAUCAAAUGAAAACAUGGAAAAUGUGAAUUGUUACACUUAUUGUUGCAUGUAGUUUUGCCCAAAGUCCUGGCAGUUGCAGAAAGCCAGCUGUUCACUUGGAAUGACUCUUUGGUAUUGAGAAAAACAUAAUUUUGUCUAAGUUCGGUGGGAGGGUCAUUAUAUUACUUGAUCUGUCUUUCAGGCAAUCUUUUGUGGCUUGUAGGCUUACUUAAACUAAUUCUAUUAAAGCGUUUGAAAGGAA